CUAGAUGAUCAACUCCGCUCUGAUGAGCGCAUGCCCACAGCCUCGCUCCUCCUCUAGCAGGUCCCCAUGGUAACGUACGGAGGAGAGAGCAGCUUAGCAACAAGGAGACAGAGAGGGAGCAUCUCUUGUCCAGACAGCGCGGUGCCAUCAACAUUACACUCAAAGGGUGGCAAGAAGACGUCAGCAGCGCCAUUGGCAAACAGUUGUGAACCAGCUUCUCAGUCGUUAUGAAGUUCGUGGUGGUGCUAGUUGGAGCAGGCACUCUGGCCUUCCUUGGCGCGGUCAUCUGCAUCAUCGCGAGUGUUUAUCCACGAAAACGCGGCGAACCUCCCAGCGACAAUAGCACCCUGACAUCGGAGGCGCUGCUCCAGCCCUUAGAACCCGGAUCGGUGGCCCACGCGGGACCGCUGGGUGCUCUCCACGGCGCGGGCUCAUAUGAUGUAGGGAACGGACUUGGCGGCCUCGGCUUGGAGGUUCCCACACUCAACGAGCUCAAUCUUGGGGAGGAGACAGGUGGAGGUUCAGCGAAACAGUUCAGCUUCAGCCGACUGAUCUGCACUCCUGUACCCGUCGGAGAAUGUAAGACCAAAGAUCUGAGACAGCAGCGGGACCAGCAGCAGGCGGAUGAGCCGAUGUAUGGAACCGGAGAUGAAGAUCUCCGGACAACCGCGGAGGAACUCCGGCAGAUGGUGUUGCAACAGAACGACCAGAUACUUAUGGACCAGAGGACCAUUCGGGAGCUGACGGGAAAGCUAAGUGAGUGUGAAAGUGGCUUGGAAGACGAAAGGGGCCCCCCGGCGAGGAGCAUCGGGGUGUGGAGCGGCAACCGCCGCGUCAUGGCCGGAGAUGAGGUGAGCUCCUCCACCGCGGCGCAGCUGCAGACGGCGCGGGCUGUAGAGGAGCUGGCCAGGGCUAUUAUGGACCUGAAGGACCGCAUUGAAAAACUUGAGGCGGAGAUAGGGCCAGCUGCCUUGAACCUAACUGACACAUCUGUGGGUGCCGGCAGCAGCAGCAACAGUGGCAGCAGCAGCCCGACUGGUAACUCUGGCAAGGCUCCAGCUCCUCCCACUGGCAGUGCUUCCUCUUCACCAGUGGGCACUGCCACAGGGGGCCGUCGUCCUACAUCUCCGGCAUCCCCUGGUCCCAAACCUUCCAUUAAAGGUACCCCAGGGCGAGGAAAAAGCACCUGGAGGGUGGAGGACCUGGAGGGGGAGCUAGAAAGGAAAAUAAAGAUGUUGGAAAAGGAGCGGCAAGCCAUGAGGAAGGAGACGCAGGGCCAGCAUGAGAAAAUCAACCAGGGCAUUGACACCGUUACCCACCGUAUCUCUGAGCUGGAACAAACGCUAACAGAGCCACCGUUCCCUGAUGGCUUCGUCCUCUCCUUCCCCAUGCGAACCAACUACAUGUACGGGCUUGUGAGGAAAGAGAUAACUGAGAUGUAUGCCUUCACUGCCUGUGUAUGGCUAAAGGCCAAAGAAGGUGGCAUCGGGACCCCUUUCUCUUACUCUGUGCCAGGGCAGCCUAAUGAGCUGGUGCUGCUGCAGGGAGUCCACAAUCCUGUAGAGCUGCUCAUCAACGACAAGGUGGCACAGCUGCCUCUGUCCUUACCACAGGACGAGUGGCAGCACAUCUGUGUUAGUUGGACCUUGAGAGAUGGGGUAUGGAAGGCCUACCAGGGAGGAAAAAUGAAGGGAAGAGGAGAGGGACUGGCUGCUUGGCAUCCCAUCAAACCUGGGGGAGUCCUUAUACUGGGGCAGGAACAGGAUACACUGGGUGGGCGUUUUGAUGCCUCCCAGGCCCUGGUCGGGGAGCUAUCCCAGUUCAACCUGUGGGACCGCGUACUGAAGCCAGCAGAGGUGGCCGCCCUUGCUGACUGCAGCUCCUCCGCACUGGGCAACAUCGCUCCCUGGACUGACCACGAUGUAGAUGUCUAUGGUGGUGCCACCAAGGAGUCCUUGGACCCAUGCCACGCUGCGCAGCGAUCCAACCCCUCCAGCCCUAAACAGUGAAGGAUGACCAGAGAAAGUCGGCCAGUUUGUGGUCCUGUUUAUUAGAUCAAAAAAAGGUGUCGACUGAGAUGUUUAAAGGGGUGUGAAAUUGGCGUUAAGAGUAUAUUUGCUUGUUGGGAGGUGAGGAGCUUGCUGUGGACUGAGAGACAGCACAAUUAAGUCGUAAAGAGUGGUGUAUCUGUUUUGUUCUUUGUGUUGGUGUCCACGCUCAUGUGUUUACUUCUGCAGUGAGAUAAAGGGAUUUUAGUCUCAGAAUCGCUUUAGCAAAGGCUGCAUGGUGGAUGAACUCCUGGCAUGAACAGUUUUAAUGAAGAUGCUUCAUAUGGUAGUAGAAUGAUUGAAUCUGGUUCAAUGUACCAUCUUCUGUCUUAAUAUGUUGGGCUAUUCAACCUUAAAGGCUUAUGUAGGCAGAGGGAUUUGAUGGGUUUGUAUACAGUUUUGGAAUGAACCUGUAAUGAUGGCAUAUCUAAGGGUUUCAUCAUUUUACAACAUAGUGACACAAAGUUCUGUCUUAUCUCAUCUUGUGUCAGAUUGGUUGUGUUUUAUGCUACAACUGAUUUUUGACAUGCUACUCUAGUAGUAUUGACUUUAUCAAUCAAUGGAAAACAAAAUGACUUUUGUUCAUUUUUAACUGUAUAUUGCCCUGUUGAGUAAUGUCUGUGUGCUUUUAAGUUUUCUAUAUUGCAUACUAUGAUUUGAUAGUUUAUUUAUAAAUGUAUGAAGUGUGCUGUACUUCUGAUAAUGUUGCUUUGUGUUGGUCUGCUCCCCUUGCUGUAAAGCCUGUUACAUCUCAGAAUCCUGCAGUGUUACUGCAUUUUUGGUUUGCACCUAGACAAUGCAGCCCUUUCUUCCAACCACUGAAAUAAACACUUCAUGCCUCACUAAGCGCCAAUCAUACACUGGUUUUAUGAAAUGUUUGAUUAAAACAGCAAUUUCUUGUGAAUAUAAACCAGAUGGAAUGUAAGUACAUUUGCAUGUGUGUAUUAUGCAAAGCCACAUUUUCUGCUACUGGGGGAAAAAUGGUAAUCACACUUUGGGAAUGCAUUUCCUCAAAGAAAGAGAGGGGCAUGUAUGGAGGUGGUUUGAUUCUGACACCUGCUAGCAAACUCAGAUGCACCUGCACCUGGUAUCAUUAGGUGAGAACAAAUUCAAGCUGCUGUCAUGUUUUUAUCUAUCAAAAGCACAGUAAAACUAAAUAAAUAGAAUUUGAAUUAUUUUAAAUGGCAGAAACAACUUGUUUCACUGUCUGAUUCUGGAUUCCUCUGCUUUUACACUGUUGGGGUUUAAGUUAUGUACAGUAUGUAGCUGCAUAAUGAGUGAAUUUGAUAUUUGACAAAGUAAAUUUUUCAUAUUUUGCUAAAUGUACAAUCUAUUGAACCUCUGAACACACAUUUAAAUAAAUUAUUUGGAAAA
Molecule: messenger RNA, 3422 nt
Organism: Melanotaenia boesemani (Boeseman's rainbowfish)
Lineage: Eukaryota; Metazoa; Chordata; Actinopteri; Atheriniformes; Melanotaeniidae
Gene: nptxrb
Product: neuronal pentraxin receptor b
Exons: 6
Coding region: 228-2009 (593 amino acids)
Source: RefSeq, a predicted model, not a curated record